This is a messenger RNA of Dipodomys ordii (Ord's kangaroo rat), 2100 nucleotides long. It is a transcript of the gene Bag5, whose product is annotated as BCL2-associated athanogene 5. The transcript has a single exon. The record is from RefSeq and is a predicted model, not a curated record. Gene Ontology annotation, biological process: protein stabilization; regulation of inclusion body assembly; negative regulation of protein ubiquitination. Lineage: Eukaryota; Metazoa; Chordata; Mammalia; Rodentia; Heteromyidae. Gene Ontology annotation, cellular component: membrane; cytoplasm; nucleus. Gene Ontology annotation, molecular function: adenyl-nucleotide exchange factor activity; protein-folding chaperone binding. The coding region runs from base 25 to 1368 and encodes 447 amino acids.
UGUGAAACUGAACACAACAAAAGUAUGGAUAUGGGAAACCAACAUCCUGCUAUUAGUAGGCUUCAGGAAAUUCAGAAAGAAGUAAAAGGUGUAGAACAGCAAGUAAUUGGCUUCAGCGGUCUGUCAGAUGACAAGAACUACAAGAAACUCGAGCGGUUUCUAACAAAACAGCUUUUUGAAAUAGACUCUGUGGAUACCGAAGGAAAAGGAGACAUUCAGCAGGCUAGGAAGAGGGCUGCGCAGGAGACAGAGUGCCUUCUCAAGGAGUUGGAGCAGAAUGCAAACCACCCACACCGGCUGGAAAUACAGAACAUCUUCAAGGAAGCCCAGGCCCUGGUGAAAGAAAAGAUUGUCCCCUUCUACAGCGGGGGCAGUUGUAUAACCGAUGAGUUCGAGGAAGGGAUCCAGGACAUCAUUCUGAGGCUGACACACGUGAAAACCGGAGGGAAGGUCUCCUUGCGGAAAGCAAGGUAUCACACGCUAACCAAGAUCUGCGCAGUACAAGAGAUUAUCGAAGACUGCCUGCGGAAGCAGCCUUCCCUGCCACUCUCUGAGGAUAUCCAUCCUUCUGUCCCCAAGAUCAACUCUGUGAUGUGCGAGGUGAACAAGGCCAGGGGCACUCUGAUCGCACUGUUGACGGGAGUGGACAGUAAUGAGACCUUCAAGCACUUGUCAUGUGUGCUUUCGGGGCUGAUUGCCGAUCUGGAUGCUUUAGAUGUGUGCGGGCAUACAGAGAUCAGAAACUACCGGAGGGAGGUAGUUGAAGAUAUCAACAAAUUAUUGAAGUAUUUGGAUUUAGAAGAAGAAGCCGACACCACGCAUGCGUUUGACCUGAGACAGAACCAGUCCAUUCUUAAAAUAGAAAAGGUCCUCAAGAGGAUGAGAGAAAUAAAAAAUGAACUUCUCCAACCACAAAAUCCUUCAGAGUUGUACCUGAGCUCCAAAACAGAGCUGCAGGGUUUGAUUGGACAGCUGGAUGAGGUGAGUGUCGAGAAAAACCCCUGCAUCCGGGAAGCCAGGAGAAGAGCGGUGAUUGAAGUGCAGACGCUGAUCACCUACGUGGACCUGAAGGAGGCUCUGGAGAAGAGGAAGCUGUUCACCUGUGAGGAGCACCCCUCCCACAAGGCCGUCUGGAGCGUCCUUGGGCACCUGUCGGAGAUCCAGGGAGAAGUCCUCUCCUUUGAUGGAAAUCGGACUGACAAGAACUACAUCCGGCUGGAGGAGAUGCUGACCAAGCAGCUGCUGGCCCUGGACGCCGUGGACCCGCAGGGGGAGGAGAAGUGUAAGGCUGCCCGGAAACAGGCCGUGAAGCUCGCCCAGAACAUCCUCAGCUACCUCGACCUGAAAUCCGACGAGUGGGAGUACUAAACAUCAGAGCCGCGCCGACCUUGCUUGUGUUGCACUUUAUAUAUACUGCUUUGUGUUUAUAGAGAACUUUCAGUUCAUGGAGCCUAAAUAUGAUUUAUACAUGCAUAUUUCAAUCUCAGUAUUUAUGAUUUAAGCAAAUUAUAUUCAGUAUCUGCUGCUUUUGAUGUUGCAAAACGAAUAUCAUUACAGCACGUUAUAACUUUUACGUUUGGAUCAUUAUCCAUACGACGUGGUGUGGUUUGUUUAGUUUGCUUUUUGUGUAUGUGUGCUUAUCUUGUGUGGUUUUAAUCAAAACAUGGAAAAGAGACAGCACUUGUAACUUUUAAGUGGGUUGUGCAAGUAUUAAAUGCACUAAUUUCAGAAUCUAGAAAUAGACCCACCUUAUGUAACCCUGGAAAAUUAUGAGAAGGAAAACUUGGGGAGCGAAUAGGAGUAGAGUCCAAGCGCUGAAGUAGUGUGUGGAAAUUAUGUAAUUACACAUUAAAUAAAGCAGAAGCAAUCUCCCUUAUACAGCCUGAUAGGGGAUAAUGGGUGUUGGAGAGGGUUGUUUGGAUUGCCUGCUCUUUUAUAGACAUUUUUUCUUUUUGCAGUGGGGGGUGUAGGGAGUGCUUUUCCCAAUACCCUGAAUUCAGACAGGGAUCUUAGUUUUGUGUGCAACCCAAGAAAAUUAUGAAAACUAAUAGCCAAAACCCUAUUGAGACUGCACAGAAGGUGAUAAAACAUCAGCUGUUC